AUGGAAGAAAAGUUAAGAAAUGUUGCUGAGGACAACUUCAUAAGUAUAAUGGGCUUGGGGGCUGUUACAUGGACAAAUUAUCUAAGAAAGCGUCUUCAACUAACAAUAAGGUCACUUCAUACCUUGACAGGCAAUCAAUUAGAUCAAAUUUUAAUGUCUCCACAUCUUGCAUCUUUGGACGUUCCUGACAUCUGGAGUCCUAAUUCUUCAAGUGGGAUUAUUCCAGCAAUUCACAAAAGCUGUAAGUAA
Messenger RNA from Sphenostylis stenocarpa, 249 nucleotides. The record is from the annotation of a GenBank genome assembly. NCBI's taxonomy places the organism in Eukaryota, Viridiplantae, Streptophyta, Magnoliopsida, Fabales, Fabaceae.